AUGGUCUUUGGCGCAUCGUGCAACAAGGCCAUGUAUCAGCACGUCAUCCAUUACCGGCUUACAGCAAGCGAGUGCUGGUGGAAGCAUAUUGACGGCAUCAAGAAGAAUAUGAGGCUUGUGCGUCCCGACGCCGUCGUCCAAGCGGGCGCCUUUGACGUCGAUUCCCUCGAAUGGGUUGCCUGGGUCAACGGUUUCCUACAUGAAGACUGGUCGGGUAACGCGUCAAAGAUCAGCAAAGUCGUCGGUCAGGCCUUGCUCAACGACCUGGAGCAGGAUCAGGAGAAGGACCGGCAAGGAGAUGGUGUUCGACAGCCACAGCAAGAGAAGAACGGACAGGAAGGAGGAGGGGUUCAUCAAGAAAACGGCGGCGACAAUGAUUAUGACGGCAAUGCCGUCCGGCGUACAAAGACUCCGCCGCAGUCUGCCAUCGUCGAACCCUCCGUCAUUGUCGGCCCUGACGACUCCGUCUCCGUAGCAGCAGGCGGCCGUCGUCGUCAUCGUUCUACGGAUCAGUCUCGGUCCCGGUCUCAGCAUCCACGGCGGCACCGAGUGAUCCAGCAGAUCGAGAACGACCUGAUCGUUGGGGCCCAUUUCCUUUUCAGGUCAACCGCCUACAUGGACGGCUUGCGCUACAGGCAGCGUGGGCAGGAGGAUAGCGGCCGCAUAGAGAUGGAGCUAAAUGGGGCGCGACGUCGCCGCUGGCGGCUGGUGCGCGAGCUCGUCGGCCUCGAAAAGAAUCUCAACGCGGCCCGGCGCCAUGCUCUCCUAGGUUCGGCCGGAGACGGUCCUGCUGCUGCUGUGGGGGUGUACCAUGACGAGGUUCCCCGAGCGCUCGUUGGCGGGCUCUGGCUGCAUUUCCUCGUGGGUAACGAGGAGCGUUUCGUUGUUGAUCAGGCCAUGGAUGCCGGAGAGCUGGACGUGGAGAUCAUGGUGACGCGCAUCGGCGACAUGGACGGGAUUCGUUGA
This is a messenger RNA of Colletotrichum higginsianum IMI 349063, 966 nucleotides long. RefSeq lists its product as uncharacterized. The transcript has 2 exons. The record is from RefSeq and is a predicted model, not a curated record. Bases 1 to 966 code for a protein of 321 amino acids. Lineage: Eukaryota; Fungi; Ascomycota; Sordariomycetes; Glomerellales; Glomerellaceae.